AUGGGGAGCUUUGAGAUCAAACUUGAAGAUUAUUCGAUUGAUGGUUAUUUUGACUACAGUAACUCCAGUGAAGAGCCUGGUGAAUUGGCCAGCCCGUGCACUCACUGGGCCCUGGGCCCGAGCAGCGUUGUGCUGGUCAUCAUCUACAGCACCGUGUUUGCCUUCAGCAUGCUGGGGAACAGCCUGGUCAUCUAUGUGGUGCACAGCAUGAAAAGCUGCAGGACCACCACAGAUGUGUACCUCAUGAACCUGGCUCUGGCUGACCUCCUGUUCUCUCUGACCCUCCCGUUCUGGGCCGUCUACACCCAUGACCAGUGGGUCUUCGGCAACUUGAUGUGCAAGCUCCUCUCCGGCCUGCAGGAGGCGACCUUCUACAGCGGCAUCCUGAUGCUGGCCUGCAUCAGUGUGGACCGCUACCUGGCCAUCGUGAAGGCCACGCAGGUGAUCCCAAUGAAGCGGCACCUGGUGGGCGCGGUGAGCGGAGGGGUGUGGCUGAGCGCGGUGCUGCUCUCCCUGCCCGUGGUGUUCCAGCGGGAGGCCUUCCGGGCGGAGAACGCGGCGCGGAUGGUGUGCCAUGAGAACAUGACGGCGGAGAGCGUGGAGAGGUGGCGCGUGGGCGUGCGCGUGCUGCACCACACCGUGGGCUUCUUCAUCCCGCUGGCUGUCAUGCUGGUCUGCUACGGCCUCACCGUGGGAACGCUGCUCCGUGCCCGCAGCGGCCAGAAGCACAAGGCCAUGCGCGUCAUCCUGUCCGUGGUGCUGGCCUUCCUGGCCUGCUGGCUGCCGCACAACAUCACCAUGCUGGUGGACACGCUGAUGCGGGGCGAGCUGCUAGAGGAGACCUGCCGCUUCCGCAGCCAGGUGGACCUGGCCCUGCAGGUGACACAGGUGCUGGCCUUCCUGCACUGUGCCGUCAACCCCGUGCUCUACGCCUUCAUCGGGCAGAAGUUCCGCAACCAGCUCCUCACCUCGCUCUUCAAGCACGGCCUCAUCAGCCAGAGGAACCUGUUUGCCUACAGGACGGGCUCGGUGCAGAGCCAGAGCUCCCGGCACACAUCCGUCACACUGUAG
Megalops cyprinoides (Indo-Pacific tarpon) is the source of this 1071-nucleotide messenger RNA. Its product is annotated as C-X-C chemokine receptor type 2-like. Gene Ontology annotation, biological process: neutrophil chemotaxis; G protein-coupled receptor signaling pathway; immune response. The record is from RefSeq and is a predicted model, not a curated record. Gene Ontology annotation, cellular component: membrane. Gene Ontology annotation, molecular function: C-X-C chemokine receptor activity. NCBI's taxonomy places the organism in Eukaryota, Metazoa, Chordata, Actinopteri, Elopiformes, Megalopidae. Bases 1 to 1071 code for a protein of 356 amino acids. The transcript has 2 exons.